GCCAUGCUCUCCAAUCGCAUGCAGAAAAAUGUGGACAGCUUCAUGCCCAAGAUCGCCGUCCAGGUCGCCCAGCGCAGCGCCGACGUCCCCCCCAUCGACCUGGGCACGGCCGAGAACCGGCUGAUCCGCCAUGAGAUGGUGGAGAUCAUCAAGCAGGCCAUCCAGGACAACCUCACCGUGGCAGACCUGUCGUAUCAGAAAGGAUUCGCCGGCGACCCUCGCCUCCAGGCUGCCCUGGCGCAUCUGUUCUCCACGCGCUUCCACGCUCUGGUCCCCGUCCAGGCCAGCGAGGUGGUGGUCGGGCCUGGCGGCGGCGCCAUCAUCGAUUCCUUUGCGUUCAGUGUGGGCGAUGUUGGCGACGCGAUGCUCGUGCUGGCGCCUUACUGGAGCGGCUUCAGCUUCCAGUUCGAGGUCAGACCCGACGUGACCAUCAUCCCCGUCCAUGUCUCCUGCGACGAUCCAGGCGAGAUAGCCGGCAUGCUGGAAACGGCCCUGGCAGAGCAGACUCGCGCCGGCCGCCGCGUCAGGGCCGUCGUGGGCUGCAACCCGCACAACCCGCUGGGCCAGUGCUUCACGCGCGACGUGCUCACGGCGCUGCUGCUCUUCUGCCAGGCCAGGGAGCUGCACUAUCUCUCCGACGAGGUGUAUGCGCUGUCGACGUACGAGUCGGAGGACUGCCCGGCGCCGGAGCCGUUCACCUCGGUGCUGGCGCUGGACCUGCCGGCUCUGGGGGUCGAUGUCUCGCGCGUCCACAUGGCCUGGAGCAUCAGCAAGGAUCUGGCGUGUAACGGAUUACGACUGGGCACGUUUGUCAGUAGAAACCCGCAGGUGGCGCUGGCAGUGGCUCUGGGAGCCAACACGCAGGUGUCGGCAUUGACGGCCAUCGCGAUGACCAGCCUGCUCACCAACGAGGCCCAGCUGGAGCAGAUCUUGAAGCUGAGCCGGACGAGACUGCAGACCGCGUACGCAGCCAUGCGGCGCUUCCUCCGCGCCCACGAGAUGGAGUAUAUCCCGGCCUGGGCGGGCAUGUACGUCUGGGCGCGUCUGGACAAGACCAUCACCACCUGGGAGCAGGAGACGGCGCUGCAGAAACGGCUGGCGGAUCACGGCGUGGCCGUCAGUGCCGGUCGAUCGUAUUCCAGCCAGCAGCCGGGCUGGUAUCGACUGAGCUUUGCCUUGGAAGGGGAUGCUCUGGCAGAGGGAUUGCGUCGGAUUGAAGCUGCCUGUGUAUAA
Molecule: messenger RNA, 1233 nt
Organism: Penicilliopsis zonata CBS 506.65
Lineage: Eukaryota; Fungi; Ascomycota; Eurotiomycetes; Eurotiales; Aspergillaceae
Exons: 4
Coding region: 4-1233 (409 amino acids)
Biological process (GO): amino acid metabolic process; biosynthetic process
Molecular function (GO): pyridoxal phosphate binding; transaminase activity
Source: RefSeq, a predicted model, not a curated record